GUUAAGUGGUUUUGAGGUAUAUAUUAUUUCGUGAAAAUAAUCGAUACGAAAUUGAUCGGUUCAAUUCAUAUUUAUACAAUAACUAUUAAAUUAUGGCAGAAAUCGAAUGGCCGUGGCAAUAUAGUUUUCCUCCAUUUUUUACUCUCCAACCACAUGCAGAUACAAAAGCUAAACAAUUGGCAGCAUGGAAGAGUUUAGUAUUAGAAUAUUAUCGGAUCACAAAACAGGCAAUUGUAGAUAUACGAGAAGUUCAUUCAAGUCCUCUUUUUAAUAACAGUGCAAUCAACCGAAAACUACCAUCAGAAGUAGUACUUAUAAUAUUAGAAGAAUUAAGCAAAACAGGAAAUGCUAUGCCAUUAGAUAAGACAAAACAAAGAUGGUUAGUUUAUUGGCACACAUUAGAAGAAUGGGGUGAUAUAAUAUAUAACUGGGUACAAGAAACUGGACAUGUCGGAUCUGUAUGUACUUUCUACGAAUUAACGCAAGGAGAAGACAUAGUUGAUCAAGAAUUUUAUAAACUUGAUAUGGAAGUAUUGAUAAGAUCUCUUAGAACUCUUGAGUAUGCUAAAAAGGCCGAAUUGAUCAUGUUUGAUGAUAAUCAGGGAGUUAAAUUUUUUUGAUCGCAUAUUUAUUAUCCAAAAAAUAAACAUAUAAAAAGAUUCAAUGUUA
This is a messenger RNA of Vespa crabro (European hornet), 669 nucleotides long. RefSeq names its product vacuolar protein-sorting-associated protein 25 (gene Vps25). NCBI's taxonomy places the organism in Eukaryota, Metazoa, Arthropoda, Insecta, Hymenoptera, Vespidae. Gene Ontology annotation, biological process: protein transport to vacuole involved in ubiquitin-dependent protein catabolic process via the multivesicular body sorting pathway. Gene Ontology annotation, cellular component: ESCRT II complex. The record is from RefSeq and is a predicted model, not a curated record. Gene Ontology annotation, molecular function: structural molecule activity; protein homodimerization activity. Bases 93 to 620 code for a protein of 175 amino acids. The transcript is spliced from 4 exons.